GCGCCGGAAGAGAAACAGCAAGUCUCCAUGGCGGCGGCUGCAGCGGCGGGGCCGGGGUUCUGGAGGCGGCUGCUGGGCCUCCUGCCUGGCCGCCCCGGGCUGGCCGCGCUCCUGGGGCGCCUGCCCGACCGCCUCGGCAGGAACCGGGACCGCCGGCGCAGGAGGUCACCAUGGCUGUUGUUGGCUCCUUUGCUGUCCCCAACUGUCCCCCAGGUCACCUCGCCUCCUUGCUGCCUGUGUCCGGAGGGCGUGCACCGAUUCCAGUGGAUCCGAAACCUGGUUCCAGAGUUUGGAGUCUCCAGUUCUCAUGUCAGCGUGCUUUCUUCACCGACAGAGUUUUUUGAGCUCAUGAAGGGGCAGAUAAAAGCAGCCAGGAGGCGGGUCGUGAUGGCAUCCCUCUACCUGGGCACGGGUCCUUUGGAGCAGGAACUCGUGGAUUGCCUGGAAAGCACUCUGGAAAAGUCACUCCAAGCAAAGUUUCCCUCUGACCUCAAGGUGUCCAUUCUCUUAGACUUCACGCGGGGCUCAAGAGGAAGGAAGAACUCGCGCACGAUGCUGCUCCCCCUCCUGCAGAGGUUUCCAGAACAGGUCCGAGUCUCCCUCUUCCACACGCCCAACCUCCGCGGGCUCCUCCGGCUCCUCAUCCCUGAGCGCUUCAAUGAGACCAUUGGCCUCCAGCACAUCAAAGUGUACCUCUUUGACAACAGCGUCAUCUUGAGCGGCGCAAACCUGAGCGACUCCUACUUCACCAACCGGCAGGACCGCUACGUGUUCUUGCAGGACUGUCCCGAGAUUGCCGACUUCUUCACGGAGCUGGUGGACGCGGUGGGGGACGUGUCCCUGCAGUUGCAGGGGGAUGACACGGUGCAGGUGGUGGAGGGCAUGGUGCAUCCUUACAGAGGUGACCGGGCUGCUUAUUGCAAGGCUGCCAACAAGAGGGUGAUGGACGUGAUCAACUCAGCCAGGACCCGCCAGCAGAUGCUGCACGCCCAGACCUUCCACAGUGACUCCGUUUUGACCCAUGAAGAUGCAGCAGCUGCUGGUGACCGGAGGCCGGCCCCUGACACCUGGAUUUACCCGUUGAUCCAGAUGAAGCCUUUUGAGAUUCAGAUCGACGAGAUUGUCACCGAGACCCUGCUGACCGAGGCUGAGCGAGGUGCUAAGGUCUACCUCACUACCGGCUACUUCAACCUGACCCAGGCCUACAUGGACCUGGUCUUGGGCACGCGGGCCGAGUACCAGAUCCUGCUGGCCUCACCGGAGGUGAAUGGCUUCUUCGGGGCCAAGGGGGUGGCAGGCGCCAUCCCGGCCGCCUACGUGCACAUCGAGCAGCAGUUCUUCAGUGAGGUGUGCAGCCUGGGGCAGCAGGCACGGGUCCAGCUGCAGGAGUACUGGCGGAGGGGCUGGACAUUUCAUGCCAAAGGUACAUGGCAGCUGGCCAGAGGCCGGCCCACACAGGACAGCCCCGGGGGGGCGGGCCUCUGGCUGUACCUGACAGGGAGCAGCCUGCCCUGUCUCACGUUGAUUGGCUCUCCUAAUUUUGGGUACAGGUCAGUUCACCGGGACCUGGAGGCCCAGAUCGCCAUCGUGACGGAGAGCCGGGCCCUGCAGCAGCAGCUUCACCAGGAGCAAGAGCAGCUCUACCUGAGGUCAGGUGUGGUGUCCUCUGCCACCUUUGAGCAGCCGAGUCGGCAGGUGAAGCUGUGGGUGAAGAUGGUGACGCCACUGAUUAAGAACUUCUUCUGAGGACAACAGGGAUGGCCUUGAUGAAGAUGACGGGCAUGGCCGGCGUCAGCUCUUUCAGCCGUGCUUCGGCGAUGACUCCGGUCUGGGUGUCCCAGCGAGCUCCUGUGGGGACAGGGCGGCCGUGGUGAGACGACUGGUUCCUGU
Vicugna pacos (alpaca) is the source of this 1890-nucleotide messenger RNA. NCBI's taxonomy places the organism in Eukaryota, Metazoa, Chordata, Mammalia, Artiodactyla, Camelidae. The record is from RefSeq and is a predicted model, not a curated record.